This is a messenger RNA of Venustampulla echinocandica, 2187 nucleotides long. Its product is annotated as putative catalase-3. Gene Ontology annotation, biological process: hydrogen peroxide catabolic process; response to oxidative stress. The record is from RefSeq and is a predicted model, not a curated record. The transcript is spliced from 6 exons. The coding region runs from base 1 to 2187 and encodes 728 amino acids. Lineage: Eukaryota; Fungi; Ascomycota; Leotiomycetes; Helotiales; Pleuroascaceae. Gene Ontology annotation, molecular function: heme binding; catalase activity. Gene Ontology annotation, cellular component: cytosol.
AUGCGAUCAUUUCUGUAUCUCUCAACCACUCUGGCCACGGCCAUGGCUGCUGGCUGCCCAUACAUGAGCGGUCAACUUAGUGCUCGAGAUAAAGGCUUCGCGAAGCGUCAAGCAGGGGACUCUGUGGAAGGGACGACGUUGGCCACUCAGGAAUUCCUAGCUCCAUUUGAACUGAACGACACGAAUGUCUAUAUGACCACCGACUCUGGGACGCCAAUUGACGAAGCGGUGAGUUUGAAAGCUGGUCCGCGUGGGCCAACGCUGUUGGAGGAUUUCAUUUUCAGGCAGAAGCUGCAGAGAUUUGAUCAUGAACGUAUUCCUGAGCGUCCAGUACAUGCUAGAGGCGCUGGGGCCCACGGCGUCUUCACGAGCUACGGUGAUUUCAGCAAUGUCACUGCUGCCUCAUUCUUAUCUAAGGCUGGCAAGCAAACGCCAAUGUUCACUCGAAUGUCCACCGUCAUUGGCGAACGGGGUAGUGUCGAUUCCGCCAGAGACGUGCACGGCAUGGCCACUAGAUUUUACACUGACGAAGGAAACUUUGAUAUCGUUGGCAUCAACGUGCCGGUUUUCUUUAUCAACGACGCCAUCCUCUUUCCUGAUCUCAUUCAUGCUCUGAAGCCGAGCCCGGACAACCAAAUCCCUCAGGCUGCUACGGCUCAUGAUUCCGCCUACGACUUUUUCAGUCAAGAGACCAGCGCCUUGAACUUGGUCAUGAUAGUGAUGGCUGGUUACGGCAUACCACGAUCCUACCGCCACAUGGAUGGCUGGGGCGUGCACACCUACCGUCUCGUAACGAGCGAGGGUGCCUCAAAGUUGGUUAGAUGGCAUUGGAAAUCAUUGCAAGGGAAGGCAAGCUUCUUGUGGGAGGAAGCUCAAGCUGUGGGUGGCAAAAACUCCGAUUUCCAUCGCCAAGACAUGUGGAAUGCGAUUGAGGCUGGUGUCAACCCCGAGUGGGAGCUUGGUGUUCAAAUCUUCGAUGAAAAUGAGGAGCUGGCUUUUGGCUUCGAUGUUUUGGACCCAACCAAGUUCAUCCCAGAGGAGGUCGUUCCAAUUACCCCACUUGGAAAGAUGACUUUGAAUACGAAUCCUAAGAAUUACUUCGCGGAGACGGAGCAGAUCGGCUUCCAACCUGGACACAUCGUCCGCGGAAUCGACUUCUCCGACGACCCGGUGCUCCAAGGCCGUCUCUACUCGUACCUAGAUGCUCAGCUUAAUCGAUACGGAGGCCCAAACUUCGAGCAAGCGCCCGUUAACCGACCACGAGUGCCCAUCCACAAUAACAACCGUGAUGGCAAGGCGCAAGCGUAUAUCCCGACCAAUAUUGCAGCCUAUUCACCCAACACGCUCAACUUCGGUUCCCCCAUGGAAGCCAACGAAACUGUUGGAAACGGAUUCUUCACCGCUCCAAAUCGCUAUGUGAGCGGAGCCCUCACUCGCGAGCUUUCUCCCACCUUUGCAGACCAUUGGAGUCAACCACGCAUGGUCUGGAACUCGCUUUCGCCUGAGGAGCAGCAAAUUGCAGUCAAUGCCCUCCGCUUUGAAACAUCCCACGUGGUUUCUGUGACGGUCAAGCAGAAUUUCAUCAAUCAAAUGAACCGAAUCGACCACGACUUGGCUGUGCGAGUGGCACAGGUACUCGUCGACGUAACGGUUCCGCCACCAGACACCACCUACUAUAAUAACAACAAAACAUCAUACAUCUCCAUCUUUCACAACUCAUUGCCGACCAUCCAAGGCCUUAAUUUCGGUAUCCUAGCAUCAGUUUACUCAAACCAGUCCAUGUCCCAGGCAGCAAUGCUCAGCAAGCAAUUCGCCGACCUAGGCCUCUUCGUCAGCGUCGUAGCUGAAAACCUCGCUCCGGGUGUGAACCUCACAUACUCCGCCGCUGACGCCAUCGACUUUGACGGCAUCCUCGUCACCCCAGGCUCGGAAAGCAUUUUCCUCAACGGAACGUCUCCGCUAUACCCGCUUGGUCGUCCGCUCCAGAUCGUGCAGAGCGCAUACGUCUAUGGGAAGCCGGUGGGAGCUUUGGGCGGUGCCAGCAUGGUGUUUCAAAGCGUGGGGAUCGCGGAGAGACCGGGUGUUUACUUUAGGAAUAGUACUGCUACGUUGCUAUCUGACUUUGAGGCUGGAUUGAAGACGUUUAAGUUUCUUGAUCGGUUCCCGUUGGAUCCGCCUGUAGGGUGA